AUGGCGCAGAACAGGCAUUGGGAGCAGGACAAGGAGGCGACCGUCUACAUCGGAAACAUCGACGAGCGCGCGACGUCGGCCAUGGUCUACGAGAUCAUGCUGCAGAUGGGCCCCAUCCACAACAUCCACAUGCCGCGCGACCGCGUCACGCAGACGCACCAGGGCUUCGGCUUCGUCGAGUUCCGCACGCCCACCGACGCCGAGUACGCCGCCAACGUCAUGAACGGCGUCAAGCUGUACGGCAAGUCGCUGCGCGUCAACAAGGCCAGCGCCGACAAGCAAAAGGCCGCCGAGGUCGGCGCCGAGCUGUUCAUCGGCAACCUCGACGCCAUGGUCGACGAGAAGAUCCUCUACGACACCUUCAGCCGCUUCGGCCCCCUGCUGACCCUGCCCAAGGUCGCGCGCGAGGAGAGCGGCGCCAGCAAGGGCUUUGGCUUUGUCAGCUAUGCCGACUUCGAGAGCAGUGACGCCGCCAUCAACAACCUGCACGGCCAGUACAUCCUCAGCAAGGAGGUGUCGGUGCAGUACGCCUUCAAGAAGGACGGCCGCGGCGAGCGCCACGGCGACGAGGCCGAGCGAGAGCUGGCCUCGCAGGCCAAGAAGCGCAACAUCGCCCCCGAAGCACAGCCUGUGCCCCAGGCCUUCCUGCAACCGCCGCCCUCGGCCGCGCCGCCAGCUCCUGCCGGCUUCGACCCGUCCGCCAUGGGGAUGCCUCCCAUGGGAGCACCUCAGCAGGGCAUGCCAUCCGGCUUCGCACCUCCUCCCCGGGGACCUCCUUCGUACAACGCCGGAGCGCCACCCCACGGAGUCCACCGAGGCUCGGCUCCUCUCCCCCCGGCGCCGUCCGGCCUGCCAGCGCGACCGCCUCAGGGUCAAGCCGGAUUCACCAACCCUGCCGACUUCCACCCAGGAAGCUUCCGGCCUCCGAACGGAGCUGCACCUCCCCAGGGCUUCCCAGCAGCUCCUCCUGGAUUUCCCACUCCUCCAGGUGCUUCUGGCACUCCUCCUGCUCCUCCCGGCUUCAUGCCCCCUCCCGGCUUCCAGCCCCCCCCUGGAUUCCCCCGUCGGUGA
This is a messenger RNA of Ilyonectria robusta, 1071 nucleotides long. RefSeq lists its product as uncharacterized. The record is from RefSeq and is a predicted model, not a curated record. Lineage: Eukaryota; Fungi; Ascomycota; Sordariomycetes; Hypocreales; Nectriaceae. Gene Ontology annotation, molecular function: RNA binding. Bases 1 to 1071 code for a protein of 356 amino acids. Gene Ontology annotation, biological process: positive regulation of mRNA splicing, via spliceosome. The transcript is spliced from 2 exons. Gene Ontology annotation, cellular component: nucleolus; U12-type spliceosomal complex.